Molecule: messenger RNA, 679 nt
Organism: Olea europaea var. sylvestris
Lineage: Eukaryota; Viridiplantae; Streptophyta; Magnoliopsida; Lamiales; Oleaceae
Exons: 1
Coding region: 161-493 (110 amino acids)
Source: RefSeq, a predicted model, not a curated record
CCUUCCUAUAAAGUUCUCUAUUUUCGCUCUCCUUCCACUUACUACUACUCCCUCAUACUCUUAUUCUCAGUUUUCAUGGAAAAUAAAUAGACGAAAGAAAGGAAGAAUUUUCUUAGAAAUCUCGAUAAAGUUGAUUUUUCAAGAGAGGAGAGAGGGAAAAAUGGAUAUUGAAGCGGUAAAGUGUGAGUGCUGUGGAUUGAAAGAAGAUUGCACACAGGACUACAUAAGCGAAGUAAAAGCGAAAUUCAACGGAAAAUGGCUAUGUGGUUUGUGUUCAGAAGCCGUAAGAGAUGAAGUUAAAAAACAAUUUGGGAUGGAUGAAGCUCUUAAGGCUCACAUGUCAUUUUGUCGAAAAUAUAAAUCAAAUCCAGCUAUUCGAGUUGCCGAUGGAAUGAGGCAGAUGCUAAGAAGAAGAUCGGGUGACAUGUCAUCAUCUCCAUCUUCAUCAACUACAUCGCACGUAGGAGAUGAAUCAACAUUUUCUUAUUAUUAAUUUUGGCAAAAGGGGUCUGAUCAAGCUUCCUUACCACUCCCCAGUUCGACUCAGGUCUCGAUAUAACAGCCUUCCUAUGGCCAAAUUUUAUCUUGUCUUGUUUGUAUAGAGAUGUUAUUUCAAUGGAGGUUUUGUCUUCGUUUCCUUUUUGUUUUUUAUCUACCAUAUUCACAUAUUUGUGGAAAA